Molecule: messenger RNA, 1832 nt
Organism: Capsella rubella
Lineage: Eukaryota; Viridiplantae; Streptophyta; Magnoliopsida; Brassicales; Brassicaceae
Exons: 3
Coding region: 340-1371 (343 amino acids)
Source: RefSeq, a predicted model, not a curated record
CUUUCAAUUUCUUCUACUUUGAAUCAUUCAUAUCCUUUAAAAUUUCACAGAUUUCAACUUCUAAUCGAUUUUACAAGUCUGUAUGAAUUUUUUUUUUUUUUUUUUUUUUUUUUUUUUUUUUGUAAUUCCUUUUCUGCUUUUCUUGGUUUUUACGUUUAAGUAAUCUCUGAGUCUGGCCACUGUCUGAUGAUUUGAUGAUCCUUUACUUUGUAUUGACGAUUCCUUUGAUCUUUCCCUUUUGCAUUUUUCCUCAUUUGGGUUCCAAAGAUUGUUGCUUUCCUUAUUGAAAUAUCAAAGUUUGCUUUUUUUACUACAUUGUUUUGAGGUCACAGAUCAACCAUGUCUCAGCAUUCCAACUAUCAAAUGGCCACUGCUUUCGAUUACUUUUCAACAAAACCGGUGUUGUCAGGGAUUAAGAGCCACAAACUCAUCUCUGGUGUCUUUGAAGGAAAGUGUCCAUCUGAUUAUGACUCAGCUUGGAGCCCAACUUCUCCUUUGGAUUUUAGAUUGUUCUCGGGUUUAGGGAAUCCCUUUGGUGGUUCUUCUUCCAGGUCAAUCUGGAAAGGGAAACAAAAGAGCUGGGAUUCUGGUAAAGUUGGCUUGAGCAUUUUGCAUUCUCUUGAUGAUGACCAUCACUCUGAUUCAUCAAGGAUUGUUUUACCAUCACCGGAUAGUAAAAACAUAAUCUUUGGGUCCUUGAUGAGAACCGGAAACCCCCAGAAACCUCAGCUACUCUCUCAACCCUUUGCCAAAGCUUUGUUACCCAAGAAUGAUUUGCCCAAUGUUGUUUUUGAGAUUGCACAUGAUGUGAUUGAUGUUGUUGAGCUCCGAAAAUCUGGCUCGGUAGAUGCUGCUUACUGUUUGGGUGCUGGGAACUCCAGUGUGAACAAUAAUGCUUGUCAGGUGAUUAAGGAAGCCCCAGGAUCACUUAAUGAGCGUACUGAAAGUGACAUUGAGAUCUCAGAGGACUACACUUGUGUAAUUCAACAUGGUCCUAACCCCAAAACCACCCAUUUUUACGGGGAUCAGGUUAUGGAGUCUGUAGAGCACAAUGAGUUGAAGAACAGUUGUUGUAGAAACAAGAAAGAGAGCAUUUUUGCAAUUGCUCCUCCCGACUUGACAACACCUAUUGAUGUGUUACCUCUCAAUGACUUCUUGAGCUUCUGCUACGGCUGUAACAAGAAGUUGGGUUUGGGGAAAGAGAUAUACAUGUACAGAGGAUACAAAGCGUUCUGCAGUAGUGAGUGUCGUGCAGAGGAGGUAUAUCGGGAUGAGGAAAUGGAAGAUGAAGAAGCAAUCAAGUCUGUCUCAUCUUCAGACAAUGACAUGUCUAAGAAGAAGAGUAAUGGUGUGUUCUUCACCGUGGGCUGACUCCUAUUAUACGCCCACAAUUUCCAUGAUCGAUUUGAGUCCAAGAAAAGAGGAAAAGCAGAAGCUUGAGCUGAUCAUCUGUUCAAGAAAAAGAGCUGUUGGUUUCUUUAAACCGAGGCGGCCAUGGAUGAUCGUUUUUGUAUAUUGCUUGUGCUUCUGCUACCUAACAAAAAAAAAAAAAAAUACUUUUGGUCUCAUCUUUCAUGGUUAUGGUGGGUGAUUGAUUGGCCUUAUGGCUAUUGUUCUGGAUAUUUAUAAUUAUGGUUCAUUUAUUCAGAUAUGAUAAUCUUAAUUUAUAUAAGAGGAGGGUAGAAGCCGGUUUAUGUGGCUCCCCUCCGGUUCUCUCUUUUUCAUUUGUUCAUUUUUUAUGCUACCCUGAAAAUCCAAAGAUACAGAGGUCAAUGUAAUAAUAAGUCCCUCCCAUGAAAGGAGGGACAUCUAUGAAGAAGGUUUCUCUACCA